AUGUCCAAAAGAAAUUCACUAUCAGAUAGAGAAACUGAUGCUAAAAUUAGAAAAAUUGCAGAAGAAUCUGCCAUUGAUUCUGAGUUGAUGGCUCAUCAUGAAAAACAACAACAUCAACAACUGGGACAAGACAAAACUAUUGAAAGUCAAAGUUCAAAUGCUGCUAAUGCUGUAGCACAUGUCAACGAUCAUCACCAACAACAAGCUCAGCAAGCUCAAGAAGCAUUUUUGAAACAACAAGCACAACAACACCUUCAACACAUGCAAGUUCAAAGACAACUGACGCAGUCACAACAAUCACAACAACAGUCACAACAUCAACAUCAACAUCAAACACAUCAAUCUCCACCAGAGCAUGAUUCAUCAGCUGCAGGAUCUCCAUCCCAUCCUGAUAGUCCAUCAUCUCAAUCUGGUUCAAGGCCGACUCAAGGUUCAGAUGAAUGGCAUAAACAAAGAAAAUUGAAUCAUAAAGAAGUUGAAAGAAGAAGAAGAGAAGCUAUAAAUUUAGGUAUAAAAGAAUUAGCUGAUUUAAUUCCAACAAGAGAUACAAAUAAAACUCAAAUUUUACAAAGAGCAGCUGAAUAUAUUAAAAGAUUAAAAGAAAAUGAAAAUAAUAAUAUUGAAAAAUGGACUUUAGAAAAAUUAUUAACUGAACAAGCAGUUUCAGAAUUAAGUGCAUCAAAUGAAAAAUUAAAACAUGAAUUGGAAAGAGCUUAUAGAGAAAUUGAGAUAUUAAAAGAAAAAUUAAACAACAAAUCUUGA
Molecule: messenger RNA, 762 nt
Organism: Lodderomyces pseudojiufengensis
Lineage: Eukaryota; Fungi; Ascomycota; Pichiomycetes; Serinales; Debaryomycetaceae
Gene: CBF1
Product: Cbf1p
Exons: 1
Coding region: 1-762 (253 amino acids)
Cellular component (GO): nucleus
Molecular function (GO): DNA-binding transcription factor activity; protein dimerization activity
Source: RefSeq, a predicted model, not a curated record